Penicillium alfredii is the source of this 417-nucleotide messenger RNA. RefSeq lists its product as uncharacterized. The coding region runs from base 1 to 417 and encodes 138 amino acids. The record is from RefSeq and is a predicted model, not a curated record. Lineage: Eukaryota; Fungi; Ascomycota; Eurotiomycetes; Eurotiales; Aspergillaceae. The transcript has a single exon.
AUGAUCAUAUCGGAUGCACCUGCCCAUCCAACGGGCCGCCUUCCCAAACCCGACUAUUUCCAUCUCUUUCCCUCUGCAUCGAACGCUCUACCUUUAAGUAUGCCUGAUCUUCUACGUCCUAGCGGUACCAUCUACUUGAAGUACGGUGUGUAUGAGCAUUGCUUCACUGCUAUCCACGACCAUUCUGACUUUCUCCGAAGAUACGAGACCACACAGCAAUAUCUCGAAUUUUCUGGCGUGACCGGCUCAGAUUUGGACAGCCUCUCCUCGGACCAGAACCGCCCGUCUAAAUCUAUCAGACUCGGCUACCACUAUUCGACUCAAGUGCCGCUUGUAAACUUGAUGUCGGGCUGGAACCACGAGGAUUUUGCCGGCUCCUUUCGCAUGAUAGGAGAUGAACAGCUGUUCGCCAUGUAG